GUAACCUGAUCUCCGCAGAAGCAGCGUCUUACGCCUUAGUAACCUCCCCCAUCACUACCACAACCCAGCCCAGGGCGGAACGCAUCUCUCAACUUAAACAUGUCAGCCUGCAUAUUCAACUCAGUUCCGCAGACGCAUUUUUACAGGGUUAUUCACAAUGCAAAUGUCAUUCAGAGAUAACAGCCCGGCGCACGGAGAAUAAUUUACUUCUUUGCGCCUGGACUAAAAUUUAUGAACGUGGAUUUGAACGGGAAAGUUACGAAUAGCAAUCGGAUGGUUCCUGGUACAUAUAUUGACUACAGUUUUAUUCUCUAAUAAUGAGAGACAAGCAUUGGCUGCUCAUGGAUACCUUCUGCCCGCUGGUAACGGGCAUCUCGAUGACCAGCUUCCUCGCCUUUCAGUGCCUGUUUUACAGCGUCAGCCCCUGGCUCUCCGCUCGCAUCAGUGCAGGCUUCCCGAUGCUCAACGGCAAGCAGAAGAUCGAGUGGAACUCCAGGACAGUGUCCACGCUACAUGCCGUCGUGGUGGGGCUCUUCUGUCUUUACAUCCUGUUUUUCGAUGACGCCGUUAAUGAAGACCCUAUCUGGGGUGAUCCCGCCCUGGUGAAAAUCAGUGUGGGUAUAACUACAGGGUACCUCAUUUCAGAUCUGCUUCUCAUACUUUGCUAUUGGACUGCUAUAGGGGAGAUGUCUUAUGUAGUUCAUCAUCUGGCCUCGUUGUAUGCUUGCUACUAUGUACUGGGUCAGGGUGUGUUACCCUACUUUGCUAACUUCCGUCUGAUCGCGGAGAUUUCCACUCCCUGUGUGAAUCAGCGCUGGUUCUUUGAAGUGUUAGGGUACCCCAAGUCCUCCAAGCCCAACAUAGCCAACGGCGUCUUGAUGGCGGUGACAUUCUUCUUGGUGCGAAUCGCCGUCAUUCCCAUCUACUACGGCAAGAUGUACUCCGUCUAUGGCUUGGAGUCUAUGGCUCGGAUGCCCUGGGGCGGCCGUGUUGCCUGGAUCUUCUCAAGCAUCUGCCUGGACAUCAUGAACAUCGUGUGGAUGCAUAAGAUCGCCCGGGGCUGCUAUAAGGUCUUGCUCUCCAGCCAGCGGAAAAAAACAGAGUUGCAAGAAAACGGGAAGCCAGAUUAAAUACAAAGGAUGACUAUACUUCUGUCCCGGGCGAGAGUUGAAAGAUAAACUCAGUCAAACUAACUACUUGAAGACUAAAGGGCCACACCUUAAUGAUGGUAAUGCACAAAGUAACCAUAGAAACAAGUCCUAGAUGGGGAAGGAUGCUGUAUUCCGAAGGAGAAGUGACGUUUUUUUAUCCUCAACCAAACUUAUGCAAAAUCACCCUCUUUCAAAGUAGUUUGUAGGCCAUUACUUUAUUUUAUUUUAUUGGCUUUUAUUUUGAAAAGAAGUGGAGCUAACAUGCACACCUGACAAUAUCCAUCCUUAGGUAUAGGUGUACCAAGUGUCAUACGCUACACCGGAGUGUCCAGUGUGAUUAAGUAACUGGGGAAAAACUGAACAAGGAGCAGAAGAUUUUUAAUUUUUUUUUAUUCUUCAUGUCCAUUACUUGAGUCACUGUGACUGGGAGACAGCAUGGUUCUUGUAUAAGUCCCUGUCAUUUUUAUGUUAUUGUUUUUUUGUUAGACACGAGGAACGGUUUGUGUAUAAUUUAUGUUGGGAAUAUUUUUUUUUUUUUCAUCCGAGGAUUAAGUAUUUUUGCUAUCAAAGGCAUAAAAAGUGCACUUACAUUUAGGAUAUGAUAUUGCACAUGUCAAACUGUAUAUUGUCGGUACUGUAAUCUGUUUGUACCCUGCCAGAGGUAUGUAACAAUGCAUUAAUAACGCAUUACACACAUUUUGUAAUGACACCGCAUUAUGUGAUAACAGAAUGUUACAAAUUUAUAGACAUUAUAAUUUUAUAUUGCAACAUUACCUUAUUGUUAUUAUUAUCAUUGUUAUUUUCAUUAUCAUUUAAUUAGUUGCAUUCUGUUUAAUUAUUACAUAAUGUUGCAUUAUUACAUAAUGUGUUGUUACAAGGUACUGGUAUGGAGUAGGUUGGUGGAAUUACGAAUAUAUUUCUGACCUAUAAUAUGCACUUACAGUAGUUACAUAUUUGAUUUCAAAGCUAUUGAUUGGUUUGUAAGUUUAGAACAGACGUUGCUAAAAUCUGUUUUCAAGUGACUAGGGAUUUACUUACCAAAUUCAUAAAUUCAUAAAGUUGAUCUCAGUA
Paramormyrops kingsleyae is the source of this 2222-nucleotide messenger RNA. RefSeq names its product TLC domain-containing protein 4-B-like. Gene Ontology annotation, cellular component: membrane; endoplasmic reticulum. The record is from RefSeq and is a predicted model, not a curated record. Gene Ontology annotation, biological process: lipid homeostasis. NCBI's taxonomy places the organism in Eukaryota, Metazoa, Chordata, Actinopteri, Osteoglossiformes, Mormyridae.